This is a messenger RNA of Westerdykella ornata, 735 nucleotides long. RefSeq lists its product as uncharacterized. The transcript has 2 exons. Lineage: Eukaryota; Fungi; Ascomycota; Dothideomycetes; Pleosporales; Sporormiaceae. The record is from RefSeq and is a predicted model, not a curated record. The coding region runs from base 1 to 735 and encodes 244 amino acids.
AUGCCCUUCCAGCCCACCGUCCUGCACCCCUUGACCCUUCCAGCCCUCUUAGACGCCAUCCUCGCAGCACAGCACACCCCCCAGGCAUCUCGCACCACCCUCAUCGUCUGCUCCAGCAGGGAAGACUUCCUGCAGGACUUGGCGCAGUCGGCUCGCAGUCAUGAAGAUCAGGAAUCAGCUGAACAACGGCUGCAGCAAUUGACGGCUCCGACGUUGAGGAAUCUGAUGACGGCGAAGCAUGUCGAAGUGAUGUUUUGCCCGUCGGUGCCCGUGUUGCUGGCAUACCUUACGGCAUGCAGUGUGCAGAGGGACGUGUCGGGAGAGGGAUCGGAGAGGAGGACGCUUGUGCUGGCGAAUCCGCUGUCAUUACAUGUGCCGACGCCUUACUUUUCGGCUCAGGGGCUAUCCAGGACUUUUGCAGCAGCCGUGGAAACGGCCAUAAGAGUGCAUGCUAGACUAUUCGUCGUUGAAGCUCAAGGGUCACAUAGGAAAACCGGACAUGGCGAUGCGGAAGAUGAAGUGGACGCAGCAAUGAGGGAGGCUGAUGAGGCUAUCCCCGAGAAACCAGAGACCCAAGGGGAUCCUUGGGAGCAGGAAGUGCCAAUCUUGAAUGACUCUGUGAGAAGGUUGCCUUCGGGCGGUGGGGAGCGGUCAUGGGCGGGUCGCACUGUCAAAGUCAAUAGGGUCGCUGCAAGAUGGUUUCGGUUCUGCAGAGCAGAGCGAGCAGGAGACUGA